AUGGGUCUUUUUUCAAGAAAACGGGAUCAUACGCCUGCUGUGCCUAAGGAGAAACUUAUUCCAUGUGAUAAGAUAUUCUUGGACCCUCCUGCCAAGUAUGGUAACGCAGCUCCACUAGAAUCAAUCUCCGAAGAUCAAAAUGAAAAAUAUAGAGCUGUCUUGGGACAUUUCCAGGAUGAUAGCCUGGAAUUGCCAGAAAACCUCAGUGACCUUGAUAAUGGGACACAUGCCAAUGCGAGACCCUUGAGUGAUUGGGAAAAAUUUUGGCUUUCUAGAGAGUGUUUCUUAAGGUAUCUAAGAGCCAAUAAAUGGAACACCGCGAAUGCUAUAAAAGGCCUGACCAAAACCUUGGUGUGGAGGAGAGAAAUUGGACUUACACAUGGCAAAGAAGAUAAAGAACCUCUCACUGCAGAAAAAGUUGCCGUUGAGAACGAAACUGGUAAAGAAGUUAUUUUGGGUUUUGAUAACGCUAAAAGACCUCUAUAUUACAUGAAAAAUGGUCGUCAGAAUACAGAAUCUUCCUUUAGACAAGUCCAACAAUUGAUUUACAUGAUGGAGACUGCAGUAACUGUAGCUCCUCAAGGCGUGGAAAAGAUCACGGUCUUAGUAGAUUUCAAAAGCUAUAAAGAACCAGGUAUAAUCACUGAUAAAGCUCCACCCAUUUCUAUUGCUAGGAUGUGUUUGAACGUCAUGCAAGAUCAUUAUCCUGAAAGGUUAGCUAAAUGUGUCUUGAUUAAUAUCCCAUGGUUUGCGUGGGCUUUCUUGAAAAUGAUGUAUCCAUUCCUUGACCCUGCCACUAAGGCGAAGGCCAUAUUCGACGAACCAUUUGAAAAUCACAUAGAGCCAUCUCAGCUAGAUGCUCUAUACAAUGGUCUUUUGGAUUUCAAGUAUAAACAUGAAAUUUAUUGGCCAGAUAUGGUUAAGAAAGUUGAUGAUUUACGAUUGAAACGUUUUGAUAGAUUUUUAAAGUUUGGGGGCAUUGUGGGAUUAAGUGAAUAUGACAUCAAGGGCCAACAUGACGAGUUAAGAUAUCCCGUUGAUAUGGUCAUCUAA
Molecule: messenger RNA, 1053 nt
Organism: Saccharomyces paradoxus
Lineage: Eukaryota; Fungi; Ascomycota; Saccharomycetes; Saccharomycetales; Saccharomycetaceae
Gene: PDR17
Product: phosphatidylinositol transporter
Exons: 1
Coding region: 1-1053 (350 amino acids)
Molecular function (GO): phosphatidylinositol transfer activity
Source: RefSeq, a predicted model, not a curated record